AUGGGGGUGGACAAUAAGCCGUCCCACUGCAUCAACGCCGAUCCGGACGUCGUGGCCGCUGGCACUGCCGACGGCUGGGACAUCAGGCUCAUCAACCAGCCAUCCAACAUUCCACACACCAACAUCCUGGACCUGGGAUUCUUCAACGCAAUUCAAUCUCUCCAAGACCGCACUACUCCGAGGACGGUUGACGAGUUCAUCAUCGAGGUGAAGAGGGCCUUCGAGGAACAGAGCCCUUCUACCCUUGACAAGGUCUGGGAAUCCCUCCAGGCAAUUCUGCAGGAGAUCAUUCUCGCGAAAGGCGACAACACCAUCAAACUCCCGCAUCUGAAGAAGGACAAGGCGGCGAACUCGGGGAGAUCCAUUCCGAAGGAGUUGCCGCUGAGCGCCGAGGCAUCGACGGUGGUUCGGGCUGCACGUGCGGCGACUGCGGGCGGGGUUCAGCUUGAGAAGGGACAGAGGGGGGGGGGUGACGUUGCCGUUGACCUACUGCGGGACCAGGAAGCGUAG
Ectocarpus sp. CCAP 1310/34 is the source of this 510-nucleotide messenger RNA. NCBI's taxonomy places the organism in Eukaryota, Phaeophyceae, Ectocarpales, Ectocarpaceae. The record is from the annotation of a GenBank genome assembly.